AUGCGGUUACAGGGUCUUUCUUCCUUUCUUUUGCACAAGAAUGUCUUUUCCUUUUUCCUCUCUCUUUCGGAGAUACCUGGAUCCGGUCCAGAACAGGUUGCCCGCGGGAGGGCCCGCGAGCGGCGGCGCGCGAGGGAGGGAGAGAGGGAGGGAGGGCGAGACGGAGGGAGGGAGGGAAGGAGGGCGGGCGGCGGCGGCGGCGGUGGCCGGGGCUUCCCUCCCCGGGCGGGCGGGGAGGCGGCUGCCCUGCCUCUGUGGCCGUGGGGAGCCGCGGAGCAGGUAACGAAGGCGCUUCCCGAGGCGGGAUUGGACCCAGCCUUUCAGGUCCCUGUCCAGCGCCCUGGAGGGGAGAGAAGCUUCCCGGCCGGCGGCCGCCCCUACGCCCUCAAGCCGGACGCCUACCCCGGCCGCCGCGCCGACUGCGGCCCGGGCGACGGCCGCAGCUACCCGGACUACAUGUACGGCUCGCCCGGCGAGCUGCGCGACCGCGCCCCGCAGACCCUGCCCUCGCCCGAGGCGGACGCGCUCGCCGGCGGCAAGCACAAAGAGGAGAAGGCCGACCUGGACCCCAGCAACCCCGUGGCCAACUGGAUCCACGCCCGCUCCACGAGGAAGAAGCGCUGCCCCUACACCAAGUACCAGACGCUGGAACUGGAGAAGGAGUUUCUCUUCAAUAUGUAUUUAACCAGGGACCGUCGGUAUGAGGUGGCCCGGGUUCUCAACCUCACCGAGCGGCAGGUCAAAAUCUGGUUUCAAAACCGGAGGAUGAAGAUGAAAAAGAUGAAUAAAGAGAAAACCGACAAGGAGCAAUCCUAA
This is a messenger RNA of Pipistrellus nathusii (Nathusius's pipistrelle), 816 nucleotides long. NCBI's taxonomy places the organism in Eukaryota, Metazoa, Chordata, Mammalia, Chiroptera, Vespertilionidae. The record is from the annotation of a GenBank genome assembly.